Messenger RNA from Pseudopodoces humilis (Tibetan ground-tit), 2182 nucleotides. NCBI's taxonomy places the organism in Eukaryota, Metazoa, Chordata, Aves, Passeriformes, Paridae. The record is from RefSeq and is a predicted model, not a curated record.
CGGGGCGGCGGGAGCGGCGGCGGGGUUGAGAUCAGGGCCCAGCUGAGAAAUACUUGCCUGUGUUCUCUGUGACCUCUUGACCUGCAAACUGGGAGCAAAUACGCUACAGGUUCCUGUUGUGCCUCCCGGGAUCCUGGGAUGUUCCGGCUGCGGUUCCUGCCCGUGGCCGCGGGGCUGGCGGCGGUGGCUCGGCGUUACCAUGGGACAGCCCAGCACCCCGGCACCCGGCGUAGGCUCGUGGUGGCAGCUUUCCUCGGGACCACUGCGGCCACAGCAAGUGCCAGAUUCCUUUGGCAGAGGGCCUACGCAGAAGACUCUGUCAGACAUGGCCCCAGGACAGAGCCAGGGGAGAAGGUGAAGCAUGAGGAGGAGGAGGAGGAGAGCAGCGAGGGCAGGAGGGCAGUGGCAUCAGGCAACGAGGAGGCACCACCAGAAGGGAAGAAAAAGAAGCGUUCCGGGUUCAGAGACCGCAAGGUGAUGGAAUAUGAGAACAGGAUCAGAGCCUACUCCACACCAGACAAAAUCUUCAGAUACUUUGCCACGCUGAAGGUCAUCAAUGAGCACGGCGAGUCCGAGGUUUUCAUGACCCCGCAGGAUUUUGUGAGAUCCAUCACCCCCAACGAGAAACAGCCGGAGAACCUGGGCCUGGACCAGUUCAUAGUGAAACGCUACGAUGGGAAGACAGAGAAGUUAUCCCAGGAGAGGGAGAAGUUUGCCGACGAGGACAGCAUUUUCUACGCGCUCGGAGAAUGCGGACUCAUUUCUUUUUCCGACUACAUCUUCCUCACCACGGUCCUUUCCACUCCCCAGAGGAAUUUUGAAAUUGCCUUUAAGAUGUUCGAUCUGAACGGUGACGGCGAGGUGGACAUGGAAGAGUUUGAGCAGGUGCAGAGCAUCAUCCGUUCCCAAACCAGCAUGGGCAUGCGCCACCGGGACCGCUCCACCACCGGCAACACCCUCAAAACCGGCUUCAACUCCGCCCUCACCACCUACUUCUUCGGGGCUGAUCUGAAGGGAAAGCUGACCAUCUCCCACUUCCUGGACUUCCAGCGCAAGCUGCAGCACGAUAUUCUGAAGCUUGAGUUCGAGCGGCACGACCCGGUGGAUGGGCGGAUCACGGAGCGGCAGUUCGGGAGCAUGCUGCUGGCAUACAGCGGGGUGCAGUCCAAGAAGCUCACUGUCAUGCUCAAACAGCUCAAGAAGCACUUCCAGGAUGGAGAGGGGCUGACAUUUGAGGAGGUUGAGAACUUCUUCACUUUUCUGAAGAACAUAAACGACGUGGACACGGCUUUGAGCUUCUACCACAUGGCUGGAGCUUCUCUUGAUAAAGUGACCAUGCAGCAGGUGGCCAGGACAGUGGCCAAGGUGGAGCUCUCGGACCACGUGUGCGACGUGGUGUUCGCGCUCUUCGACUGCGACGGGAAUGGUGAGCUGAGCAACAAGGAGUUUGUUGCCAUCAUGAAGCAGCGCCUGAUGCGAGGCCUAGAGAAGCCCAAGGACAUGGGCUUCACACGGCUCAUGAGGGCCAUGUGGAAGUGUGCCCAGGAGACAGCGUGGGACUUCACAGCUCCCAAGCAGCAGUAGAGGGGUUGGGAAGGAGCACCCCCAUCCCCUGGCACAGCCCAUGGGCACAGCAGGGUGGCAGCAGGCUCUGGAGAGCCCAGGCUGUCUGUAACAGGAGGGUUUUGUCAAUCCAAGUUAGAAAUCCACGCCUGUUGUAUUUGCUUGCUGCUGGCUCUCCUUAAUAUUCCUCUCUCUCAGGAAUAAGGGAAGGACUUUUACUGCCACCACCUCUGCAGUGUGAUGUGCCCUGCUCCAGAGCUGGACCCCAAAUCACCUUUAUUUAAUGCUAUGAAAAAAUGGCAUGGGGGUUAUUUUGAUUCUCAGACUGCUCCUCGGAAAAGCCGGGCAAUUCCUGCAUUUCCUGGAUCCCAGAACCAAGAUUUCAGCCAGUCAAAAGCUCCAUGCUGCACCUGCUGCAGGAGGGCAGCUAAAAGUACUGGAGCAACUGGCUCUCCUGCAAUUCCUGCCUUGCACCAGCAUCCUGCUGCAGGAGCUCCCUAAUUGACUUCCCACAUGGAGAGCCCUCUCCGUGGGGAAUUGUACCGGGAAGGGGCUGACAGGCGUUGUGUGCUGGGUGCUGUCCUCUGUAAAAUAUCAUGUAAAGAUGUUGCUCACAGCA